CAACGGAACCAACCGCGCACCACUCGAACAGUAAAACCCUAAGACACUUUAUCAAACCACUCAUCACUGGUGUCGUUCAGUCGCCGGCCACCGUAUUCUCCGCCGCGUCACCGCAACCGGAACCCAUCUAUCUUCUCCCGCUCUCGGCUCUCCGUGUCUCUUUCCACCAGAAUUGCAGAUUUUGAGAAAAGUGCAAACCCUAAUCUACUAUGAAAAAACCCAAUUACUAUAAAGAGGGUCCAUUAAUGGGAUUAUCAGAAGAUCUGGUUCUUGAAAUCCUGUUUCGGUUGCCUGUAAAGUCAUUAGGAAGGCUAAAGUGUGUAUCAAAAAAAUGGGAUACCCUAAUCUCAGACCCCGGUUUCGCCCUAUCACGUCUCGAAUUUUCAAAGUCUACUACUCCACCCUUAACCACUGCUAUGCUUGAGUAUAAUAACAUAUGCUCGCUUAAUUUUAGAAGUUGUACCGAUAUAACUAAGGGAGUAGACUUAAUCCCAUGGGACCAACAAUUCGACGAAGCUCAUAUGUUCAAGAAUCGUCGCCUUUACACGAUUGGGUCAUGUGAUGGCCUUCUAUGUCUUUACAUUAAGGAGAAGAAGAGGAAGUUAGCUGAAGAUUUGAUCUAUAUUUGGAACCCUAUCACCAAAGAAUCCAGAGAAAUCUCAUUGCCUGUUGGAGGAAGUUCGACUUUUGCUCAUAUAGAUUCUUGCUGGUUCGGCUUUGUUCACUCCUUAAAUGACUACAAGAUCGUCUUGAUUUCUACAGUGCAUAAGCCAAACCAUACAACGUACAUGUAUGUGUACUCGUUGAAGCGUAAUAGAUGGAGACAGAUACGUGUUAGUAAUGGAGAUUUGUCUUCUAUUUCAGGAUGUGACUCUGUUUUCAUAGAUGAAGCAUUGCAUUACCUUGGUCAUCGCCGAAGCAUACUUAAAUUUGAUUUAGUUACCGAAACUUUUAAGACGAUACCCUUCUCAUUUGUGCCUGAGCUGUUACCGAGUGUUGAUCAAAAGUUGCUUGGUGUUCUUGAUGAUUGCCUAUGUGUUAUGUUUGUACAUUACUCCAAUAGGGACACUGGGGAACACUACGAGGAAGAUUCUGAAGAAGAUUAUGAGGAAGAUUCCGAGGAAGAAUUCAAGGAAGAGGAAUGGAUGUUUGAACUCUGGGUGUUGGAGGAACAUAACAACUGGAAUUCUUGGAAGAAGAUGUAUAGAAUUGUCUUGGAGGAGGAGAUCUCUAGACAUUUCACCCAAUUUUUAAGUCUCAAAUACAGUGGCAUUAUUUGCAUUCGAGCUGCGAAUGACGGGCUUGUGGUUGUUGACCCAAGUUCGGAUCCACCUUCCUAUGUUGUUGUGAGGAAUUAUCGUGCAAAGGUUUACAAGAUGGCUGAUUUUAUGGAGAGUCUUGUUUCUCCUUUUUCUCCUUUUCCUCUUUGACGUUGCCGGUGGUGGUGGUGGUGAAGUUAAUUUGAGUUUGAGUUUGAGUUUAUAGGACUUCUUUGCUUUUCCAGUUAAACUUUGUAGUGUGCAUUGUGGAUCAAUUAACUGCUUUUGUAGGAUCCUUAACUUUAGAAGGGUUGAAUGUUGCGGAGGAGGUUUGUGGUUCAUCUUCCUGAUUCUGGAGUUGGAAUCUGAUGCUCUUGCUGCUGAACAUGGCGUUACAAGGAUGAUGUAUACAGAAGGUAAGAUCAUGUUUUGUUCAUUGUUCAUUGUUCAUGGUAUCUUCUCUUAUGUUUGUAGGUUUAAUUUUUAUUAUGAGUAGUUUAUGCAUUUGUGAUAGGAAUCCCUUUUCUUUGGUUAGAAAACAAGGCUUCGGAAAUUGUACUUUUGAACAAGUUGGUGUGAUUCCUAUAGAGUACUUGUGUUGGGGAAGAUCAAAACAAAGCCUGCAGAAGCUUUUCUACUCAAAUUGUACUUGUUAAUCCACGUUUUCAAAUAGAUUAACAAAACAGAGGAAAUUGUCAAUAAUUUGAUAACAAUUUAGGGAAACUACUUGAACUUUGUCUUUC
Spinacia oleracea (spinach) is the source of this 2002-nucleotide messenger RNA. Its product is annotated as F-box/kelch-repeat protein At3g06240. Bases 210 to 1430 code for a protein of 406 amino acids. The record is from RefSeq and is a predicted model, not a curated record. Lineage: Eukaryota; Viridiplantae; Streptophyta; Magnoliopsida; Caryophyllales; Amaranthaceae. Gene Ontology annotation, molecular function: protein binding. The transcript is spliced from 2 exons.